Mangifera indica (mango) is the source of this 604-nucleotide messenger RNA. Its product is annotated as copper transport protein ATX1-like. The record is from RefSeq and is a predicted model, not a curated record. The coding region runs from base 164 to 409 and encodes 81 amino acids. Gene Ontology annotation, molecular function: metal ion binding. Lineage: Eukaryota; Viridiplantae; Streptophyta; Magnoliopsida; Sapindales; Anacardiaceae. The transcript has 3 exons.
GUGGGACCCUUCUUUAAGAACGAAGAGAAUUUUUACCGCUACUCUCUCUCUCUCUUUCUCUUCUAUAAAAGCCAAAAAGACUCCUUCUUCAAUUCUCAUAUAUCGUCACCGUUUAUAUUUCUAUUUUCUCUGUUGGUCCUCGCCAUUUCAAACUUCCAAAGCUAUGUCUCAGACCGUUGUUCUCAAGGUUGGCAUGUCAUGUGAAGGCUGCGUUGGAGCUGUCAAGAGAGUGUUGGGCAAAAUGGAGGGUGUGGAAAAUUUUGAUAUCAAUCUGAAGGAGCAAAAAGUGACCGUGCAGGGCAAUGUGCAGCCGGAUGCCGUUCUCCAGACUGUGUCAAAGACUGGGAAGAAGACUGCCUUCUGGGGAGAUGAGACACCCGCAGCAGCACCAGCACCAGCAAAACCAUAACCAAAGCCUCACGAAGCUCUUGUUGUUUCUUAAUGUGGGUGACCCAUUUGCUCUCUGGGAAUACAGUGUGAUUAUCAUUUGGACUGUAAGAUAUGUACUGCACGUCAACUUUGAAACUACAAUAAGUUGUUGAAUGUUUUUCUUCUGUGUUAUCAUCUGAAACGAAAUACAUAUUCCUUGUGAUAUUCUCAUGUA